UUCAUUAAUCUAACUAAACACGGACGGCCUGACGGCCACCUGCCAAAUUAUUAGAGUCUUGUCUUGUAAGUUAGCAGACAAUGGUCAAUUUGUGUCCCGUUUGAACAAAGUACAUAAUUAACAAUGGAUUGGGUUAUAUCGGACGAAUUAUCCUUAACAGUAGGAACUGUUGUUGGCUGGAUAAGCGCCGGGGCUAUGAUAGUUGGGGGUGUCAUACCCUACAUCCCCCAAUACAGACAAAUACGAAAAACCAAAGAUGCAGAAGGUUUCUCGUUGUUAGUGUGUCUAGCUUUAUUAGUAGCUAAUACUUUAAGAAUAAUGUUUUGGUUUGGUAGGCAUUUUGAGUAUCCACUGUUAGUUCAAAGUAUGAUUAUGAAUGUCACUAUGUUCUUAAUGAUCCACUUGUGUGUGCGGGUUAGAAAUAGGAAUCAGCUACUUCAGGCAAGACAAAGAAUAUUCACAGCUAAACCUCAAGAAGUACAGAGAUUGCUUAACACUGCUCCUCGUAGAUCAACCGGCAGUUUGCGUGAUUUUGACGCGAAGUAUUUCUGGAACUGGACUGAUUUUCAAUCGUACCUGGACUGUAUUUUGAUAUUUACCAUCGCGACUUCAUUGUUGAUGUAUAUAUUCAUAGACUAUAUAAUCUUUGUGGAGACCGUUGGGUUUCUUGCAUUAUUCACGGAGGCGAUGUUAGGAACGCCCCAACUCAUGAAGAAUUACAGGAACAAAUCCACAGAAGGAAUGAGCAUAAGCAUGGUGGUGAUGUGGACGUGUGGUGAUAUAUUCAAGACUACAUACUUUCUAUUGCGUGAUGCUCCCGUGCAAUUCUGGGUGUGUGGUUCAAUACAAGUGACCGUGGACUUACUAAUAUUAUUCCAAGUAUGCCUUUACCGAGGGAAUGUGGAAUCGACGCGGUCGAUACCCCAUCGUCUUGAUUGAGUAGUUAUCAUUUGGACCCAGGACGAGAAACAUCGCAAAGAAGUCAAAAGUGCCGAGGUAGCAACAGUUAACGAGAAAAAAGUGGAUAAAAACAAUAGUAACGUUAAUACCGCGACUGAAAACAGUGAUCCUCUAAAACACAGCGAUUCAAGCUGUAAUUCUAUUAGUAAUAAAGAUGCAGAAAAUAACUGUAUCACCAGCGUUGAGGUGCAUACAGAAAACUGUUAUAAAUCUAGCAAGGCUGUUAGUAGAGAUAGUGAUGUAGAUAUUGUUAAUAAUGUAGACAAGUUGACGGUAAAUGGUGUCAAAAAAACAACCACCCAACACAUUCAGCACGUCUCUUACAAAGAACGCGCGAAAAACAAAGUUAAUAAACUCAUCCAUAGGCAUACGUUAUGACAUCUACUAAUUAUGGCUUCCAAACGAAACUUUACGAAAUGUAUGCUUCCUUUUUAGCUUUCUUCCCUUUGAAGCUACUUUCAAUUUUAAAUGGUAUUACCGACAGGCUGUAUUAUGUUUACUCUUAAAUGAUCUUUUAAUCGGCAACGAUUUGAAACAGAGAAAAAACUUGUUACAUACAGGUAUGGAAAUUGAUUUUCGGAACAUAGGCCUUUCAAUGCAAUAGGUUAGAUUCUUGAUUUGAAAUUAACCAGUGUAAUUAAAUAAAGGCCUAAAAAGUCUGCGAAGAAAACUAAAUAAUGGAAAAAGUCAGAUCAUUAAAUUAAAAAACAAAAAGGGCGAAAUAACAACAAAUAGAGAUGAGCUUUUAACAAUAGUAGAAGACUUCUAUGGAGAACUUUAUAAAAGCAGACGGAUGAACCGAACACAGCUAAAAGAUGCAAUAAGCAAAACAAUAUUAAAUCAAGGCUCUGAACUCAUGCCAGAAAUAACUCUCAGUGAAAUUAGACAAGCGAUGAAUAAAAUGAAAUCCAAUAAAUCACCAGGAGACGAUGGAAUAGUGAUCGAGGCUGUUAAGAAUGGCGGUGAACCUCUAAUGAGAAAAAUAAAAGAUAUCUUCAAUCUAUGUUUGACAAAGAAAUCCAUACCAUCUGAAUGGAAUAGAGCCAAAACAAUUCUUCUACACAAAAAAAAAACUGAUCUGGAAAAUUACCGACCAAUCAGUCUGUUAAACCAUCUUUAUAAACUUUUCACGAGAGUAAUCACCACAAGAUUAGACAAGAAAUUAGACCUGUAUCAAAGUAGAGAACAAGCUGGAUUCAGAGCCUUUGGAACCAACGAUCACCUCCAAACAAUAAAACAACUCAUCGAAAAAUCCAUAGAAUAUAACAAGCCCUUAGAUUUAGCAUUCGUAGAUUUCCACAAAGCAUUCGACUCAGUAGAACUCGACAGUGUUAUAGAAGCAUUAAACGAGAGCCGCAUUGAUAGCCGAUAUUCGAGGCUAAUAUGUAAUAUAUAUAAAAAUGCGACAAGCUCGAUACAGCUACACGCUAACAGCAAACAAAUAAAAAUCCAAAGAGGUAUCCGUCAAGGGGAUACGUUGUCACCUAAACUUUUCAUAUCGGCUCUAGAAAAAGCGAUCAAAACCCUCGAAUGGGGUGAUAAAGGAAUAAAUGUGGACGGAGAGAUGCUACACCACCUAAGCUACGCAGACGAUAUAGUCCUGAUUGCAGACGAUUUGGGACAAAUAAAGAAAAUGUUGGAAGAACUUGGUACGGCAUGUCAUAAAAUAGGCUUAAGAAUGAAUAUAACAAAAACAAAAUAUAUGACGAACUUAGUACCAAGUAAACACCUUGAAAUACAAAAUGAACAAAUAGAACUGGUAGACAAAUAUAUAUAUCUGGGUCACGAAAUUAAGAUAGGUAAGGACAAUCAAACAACAGAAGUAUCCAGAAGAAUAAUACAAGGAUGGGCAUAGGGACAUUUUUAAGAGUGACAUUCCAACUAACAUGAAGAAAAAUGUUUUCGACCAAUGCGUGCUACCGGUGAUGACCUAUGGUGCAGAAACAUUAUCGCUUCAACAAAGAAAAACGCACAAAAACUAAGAGUAGCGCAGAGAAGAAUGGAGCGAUCAAUGAUAGGGGCCACUCUGCGAGACAGGAUUAGAAACGAAGAUCUACGAGCUAAGACCAAAGUCAUAAACGUCAUUGAAAGAAGCUGUAACUUAAAAUGGAAAUGGGCUGGACACGUUGCCAGAAUGAAGGACGGAAGAUGGACUCGCAAACUAGUUGAAUGGAGACCAAGAGCCGAUAAACGGAGCAGAGGAAGACUACCAAUACGAUGGCAAGACGACUUACGAAAGACAACAAAAAACUGGAUACAAAAAGCACUUUGGAGACAAACAGGGGAGGCCUAUGUCCAGCAGUGGAUUGAGAGAGGCUGAUGAUGAUGAUGAUGAUGAGUGUAAUUUUCAAGACGACGUCGCGGUGUUUCAUGUUUAAUUCAUUUGUUCCACCGGAUACGCUGCACUGAUGCGAUACUCAGCGGUAAAGGGAUUACAGUCAAACAAAUGAAUUAAUUUUAAAAUAUCGUGACGUUAUAUUGAAAUUUACACUGGUUAAUUGCAACUCAGAGAUCUCAGUUCAGUACAGCGUAUCUAGUGGAACAAAUGAAUUAAAUAUGAAACAACGCGACGUUGUCUUGAAAUUUACACUGGUUCAAGAGUCUAACUCAUUGAAAGCCCUAUGUUCCGAAAAUAAAUUUCCAUACCUCUAUACACUCUUAGACAAACAUAAUGAACCGGUUUGAUAAACUUUCCUAACUAAGGUUUACGAACCUUUGUGAUGCAUGAAAAGAAUAAUCACUGUGCUAGUCGUAAAAUACGUCCGACUGCGGACAUUCUACUUCUUCUUUUGGUAUGAUAAUCCUGGAUGGGUUUUUGCCUGCCUGGCUAUGUCCUUCCAUUCGUACCUCUCUUGUGCCCUUUUUCCUCCAUUGUCUUACAUUCACAGUUUUUCAGGUCGUCUUCCUAUCGGCUCCAUUGUAAUAUUUUCUGUUGUUUUUGUAUCUUCUUGUCUGUGGACAUGUCCCAGCCAUGACAGUUUUUGACUCUUCACAAAUCUAACAGUAUCGUACAGUUAUAUUAAAAAAAAAAAAGGUACAAGUAUUAGAAAGGGAAGUUAACGUCAUCCUAUUUGUGUACAACCGGCUGGGAUUUUUGGAGGUUAUCAAAUGUCGAUAAGUGAUCAAAAUGCAGCUCAUAGACGUCAAAGACGUUUAAUUUGAUAGAAGGUUUAACGUUACGUACAAUAAAAAAUUAAUAUGCCUCGUCAUUUAAGUGAGAUUGAAAAGGCUCAAAUAAUUACGAAAAUGGAAGAAGGAUGGUCAAUUCGUGCGCUAGCAAAUUUCUAUAAUAGAAAUUUGAAAACAAUCUUCAGAAUUAAGCAACGAUGGGUCCAACAACAAUCAUUAAAAAGAAAAGUUGGUUCAGGGCGUUCCAAAGUAUCCACUCCUCAACAAGAUGCUGUUUUAGUUCAAUUCUUAAGAGAUAAUCCAUUUGCGACGUCGAAGGAUUCAAGGAUUCAUACGGGAUUUCCUGGUGCCCAACCUACUGUAAGCAGAAGGAUCAAUGAAUCUGAAUUAAAAAACCGACCAGCUGCUAAAAAACCAUUAGUAACUGUUGAACAUCGGCAAGCAAGAGUAAUAUUUGCACUAAACUAUAUUUACCGCAACCCACAAUUUUGGAACAACGUCAUUUUUACUGAUGAAAAGACUUUUCAGUCGACCUAUAACGGUCAAAUCCGUGUUUAUCGUCCAGCCAAUACUAGGUUUGAAGAACGAUAUAUUCACUCUUAUAAUAAAUCUGGACGUUUUUCUGUAAAUGUAUGGGGUUGGAUUAGUAUACAUGGACCUGGUGUUUGUUGGCGAUUAGAGGGAAGAUUUACUGCCGACAAUUACAUUAACGUUUUGGAACACGUAAUGCUCCCUUCUAUUGAGCAAUUGUAUCCUAAUAAUACUUUUAUAUAUCAACAAGAUAAUUGUUCAGUCCACACUGCCCAUGCCGUAAGGAAUUGGUUUCAAACGCAAAACCUGGAAGUAUUGCCAUGGCCUGCGCACAGUCCAGAUAUAAAUCCAAUUGAAAACAUUUGGGGCAUAAUUGUUAAAAAAAUAUAUAAAAGAAAUUUUAUGCCACAAAAUUCAGAUCAAUUGUGGGAUACAAUCUUAGAGUGCUGGGAAGAUCUUGAUCCAAAUAUGAUAUCUAAUAUAAUUCAAAGUAUGCCAAAUAGACUAAAUAAAGUUAUAGAAGCAGACGGUUCUAUCACCAAAUACUAAAUUCUAUUUGUAACAGUCAUUAAAAUUAUUCUUUAUAUAAUUGUUGAAUAAAUGGUUUCGUCUAAUUAAUGCUCAACGCCAAUGAUUUAUAUUUUUAAUAACCUGUGACAUUUGAUAACCUCCAAAAAUCCCAGCCGGUUUUACACAAAUAGGAUGACGUUAACUUCUCUUUCUAAUACUUGUACCCUUUUUUUUUUUAAUAUAACUGUACCCUUCAUUUAAUUCAUUAAUUUCGUAGUUUCUCCUGAUUCUCCAUGUGCCGUCUUCCUCUUGCACCGGCCGUAUAUUUUUCUCUCGAAUAUCUUGAGUUGAGCUUCAUCUUUUUUUUUUGUCUUACCCAGGUUUCACAACCAUAGGUUCUUCUUCUUACGUUCCGAACGUUGGCGAUCAUUCUGGCUAUGAUGAUUUUGCCGGUUGCUAUACGGAAUAAUUGUGUUGAGGUCUUUCUUUACCAUGCUCUCAGGUUGGCAAGCCAGGAUAUUUUUCUUCGUCCUGGAGCCCUUUUGCCUUCAAUUCUACCUUGCAAAAUGCAUUGGAAUAGCUCGUAUCUGCCUUGAUUUUUCAUUAUAUGUCCCAAGUAGUGCAGCUUACGGCCCUUCACGAUGUUGACCAACCAUAGGUUACUAAGGGUCUAAUUAACGUUCUGUGAAUAGUCAUUUUUGUUCUUUUAUCUAUAGUGUGUCCCACCUUGACUUUACAGUACAGGUUCUUAUGACCAACAGUGAUGCCAAAUUUUAUCAGAAACAGGUUUUAAGCAAAUAUACUUUUUUCUUAAGGAUAACUUAGGAAUUAAUAUUAUUGAAAUUUUGUGGCUGUCAGGGGUUCUAAAACAUUUUUUUUUUCGAAAAAUAACUAACUAAAAAUUAAUGAACUUCAACGAAUCAAAUAAACUAACUUAAAAAUGAACUAACUGAAAUUAAUUUUAAGUUUAAAAUUUAUACAAAAUUUUAAUGAGGGUGUACAUUAAAAUGACAUUAAUUUCAAGUUGGAAAUCAGUCAUUAAGAAUGAUAAUAAACUGCAAUUAGCAUCCAAAUUUUCCAAAUAAGCAAUCAGUCACUCAAUACAAUGUUAUCAGUAUCUAAUAAUUAUAAGUUUAUUUGAUAUUCUUUGUUAUAAUUUAAUUUAGGUGAACUGACCAUCAACAAUUAUAAUUUAUUUAUUCUCAAAUGUAGGACAAUAUAAAACUUUACUUAAACUUGACUGACAGUCUAUUUUAUAUUUUUCUUGACAUUACUUCAGAUUUGUCUAUACUGUCAAUACAUAAAUUAACAACCAUAGAGCAACAUCCACCUUUAAUGUUGAAUAUUCUAACAUUCUUAACCAAAAAAGUUAUUACGCAUAUCGAUUAUAAAAUUGCUGAUUACUUUUCGAAAAUGACUAUCACUCACAAAAAAAAAAACAAUCAAAAAUAUUGUUUUACUUGACUAACGGAUUAGUUUUAAUUUAACAUUUUUAGGACCCCGGUAAUGUUCGAUUGAUAAUUCUUUUAAAGAAAAUCGGCAUCGCCGCGCUAAAAACUCCCAUAAGGAUUACAUUGCCAUAUGUUCGUGUACUGUAAAGUCAAGGUGGGACAGACAUUAGAACUGCAGCAGUUGAGGGCAGGUACAAUUAUACACCACUUAAAGCUACACAGGUGGUGUUCUAGAAAUUUUUUAUAAAACACAUUUUACAACAAAAUAUAUUUUCGGUGCGGUAUGGCAUACCGCAUGUCAGUGGUUAAGGGUUAAAAGAAAAUUAUGUAACGCAGAAGGACACAUUACAGGGUAUGCAAGUAUAGCGUGUUUCUUUUUGGAUCUUAUGCUUUGCGGAUACAACAUAGCGUUUACAUGGUGGUUUUUUAUUAUCUUCGGUAGCCUGAUACAUUGUGGAAAAAUGUCUCUCAAUAAGGCGUAAUGGUGAAUGAGGAUCUUCUAGCUUACGACUGGUUGAAGUUCGAGGUUUGAUUGUCUUAUGUUCAGUAAGGUUUUCAUCGUUAGUUUUAUUCUAGUUUCAACUAUUUGCAUUAAAAAUUGUGUGGUGUAAAAAUAAUAAACUGAAAAUGUUUAAUAUAGAUAGGAAAAGUAUAUUAGUCUGUGAAAUAGUAUAUAGGGACAAAUACAGUAGUAUGCUCUAUAUUUACUAACAAGAUAUACAAACAUUUUCUACCUAUAUACUGGUUUACACAGCAUAUUUCGUAAAAAUCCAUAAACUUUUGUAAAAUGCUGUUUUAGUUGCGAUUGUAGCACGUAAAGGUGCGUACUGACUUGAGCAUUUUCCUCCGAACGAAUCGAGCGAGCAAAAUUUUGCCGAACAGAACGAACCGACCAUUUUCGGGAGAGUAUCGGUAACCAUGGAAAGGUCAAAAGCAAGCAUUUGUUUGUUUAUGCUCAGUGGGGAAGCUAGGACAAAUAAUCCCAGGACAAAUAAUCCCGGACCAAAAAUCCCCACAAAUUAUCCCUGGACAAAAAAUCCCCGGACAAAUAAUCCCCGGACAAAAAUCCCCAAGAAAUAUUUGCGGUCGAAUAGUUCUCUAAAAGUUUUCCUGAAAUUUUAACAAAUUUCGAAUUCCAAUUCUAUGCUGAAAAAUUUAAACUAUACAUGACAAAAAAGUGUCAGUUUUUUCAAAAAUCGUGGAAAAUAUGGGGAAUGAGCUAUGGCCCCGUUUUCAUGACAUGUGCUUAACGCGCGAUUACAACUAAAGUUUUCAGCGUGGAAUUGUAAUUCGAAAUUUGUUAAAAUUUCAAUAAAAAUUUUUAGAGAACUAUUCGCAAAUAUUUCUUGGGGAUUUAUUGUCUGGGAUUUUUUGUGGGGAUAUUUUGUCCAAAAAUAUUUGUGGAGAUUAUUUGUCCGGGAUUUUUUGUGGGGAUUUUUUGUCCGGGGAUUAUUUGUCCAGGGAUAAUUUGUGGGGAUUAUUUGUCCGGACCCCUCAGUGGGUACGGGCGUUUAAUGUAUUCUUGUGCCCUCAAAAAUAUUUAAUUAAAAAAGAACUUUGAUUCGUUCUGCACUUAAAAAUAGAAUGGAGCAGAGAAAAAUGUUUAGAUCUGAUUGAUUUGUGUGAACGCUCUCGUGUGUUAUGGAAUCCAAAACACGGGCAAUAUUGUAAUAAAAUAAAAAAAAAAUGGUUCAUGGAUAUUGAUAGCUGAAGAAAUAGGAUGUACCUCCGAAGAAGCAAAGAGAAAUAUUGAUAUUUUGCUUGCCAGUUUCCAAAGUUACAAAAUUAAUGAGAUUCGGAAAAGCAGAACAAAACGGAGAAAUAAGGAUAGGAAAUAAAAAAUUCGAAGAAGUGCAGAAAUUUAAAUACCUGGGCGUUAUGAUAAACAACAAAGGGGAAAAAACGGAGAUCGAAGAAAGAAUAACUGCGACAAACCGGGUAUACCAAGCAAAUAGAACUCUACUAAAGAGUAAAAUAUUGACCAAACAAACAAAAAUGAAUAUACUAAAAGUGAAGUUCCCUACAUAGAAGUGGUUUUACUUCAUGUUGGAGUUUUUUUAAAAUGAAUAUAUAAAACAAUAAUAAGACCAAUAAUGGUGUAUGCAGCAGAAAUGAUGACUAUGACAAAAAAGAAGAAAAUAAAUUAAGGAUAAAUGAACGGAAGAUAAUAAGGACAAUACUGGGUCCAGUGAGAAUCGAAGAACGAGAGUAUAGAAGAACGAAUAAAGAAAUUUUAGAAGAAUUAAAUGGUGAAGAUAUAGUAAAGAAAAUAAAAGUACGAAAAACCAAAUGGCUGGGUCAUAUAUGGAGACAAGGACCAGAAUCAGUAUCAAAAGCUAUUGAUAUUGUGGCAACCAGGAGGAAAAAGGAGACGUGGUCGACCCAGAUCAAAAUGGUUAACUGAAGUAGAGGAGGACCUAAGAGGGGCAGGAAUUACUAAAUGGAAAGAGAAGGCAAUAGACCGGACGAAAUGGAGACAUAUUAGUGAACAAAUACAAUGAUCAUGGGGACUGAUCCACCUCGUAAAAUGGAUCUAGAAAACGAAAGCGGCGAAACCCCACAUGGGGUGUUAAGCCAUAUACUAUACUAUAGUUUCCAAAGUUACGUCACCUUUAUUUUUUCAUCCUUCAGUUCUAGAAUUAACGCUUAACAUUGAGUCUAUAACGAUGACAGCAAUACGUUGUUUAGAAAUUUUAAGUAAACAUUGUAAACUCGUAUAUGAGUCACCUGCCACUAAAAACCGCAAAGUAAGCGAUCUUGAAAAGGCCUAGCUUUUUGACGUGUUGUAUCUUUUCUUGCAAUUGUAGGACUUACUCUCUCUCUUGGACCAUCACUCCUAGUGGAAUAUUGGACACAUCUGCGUUUCUUGGCCGAUGGUGUAAGACGGCUGGUGGCCAACUCAGCGCAUUUUUUUGUGUUUAUUCUCUGGUUAAUCUACGUACCAGUUCCUUCCAUUCUGUUUCUUGCUUUGUUUUUUUACUUCCCCCCAACUUAAGCCUAUUCUGUUGUGUUCUCUGGUUACUGUUUUCAUCCAGGUAUUAUCUGGUCGUCCCCUCUUCCCUAAUAAUAACACCAAACAUUCCAUGUAUGUUCCUAGAAUCUACACAGGACAUUGAAAACAUUCCUGGAAUAUCCUCAAAAGCACAAGAAAGUCCCCUAAAUGUCACACGAAAGUCCUCUGUCAGCAUUUUAAACAUUCCCUGAAUGUCUUAUUGGAACAUUCCAUGGAUGUCUACGAAUGUUCUUUGGACAUUCACAGUAUAUUUUUUAGACAUUCCCUGGAUAUAGUUGCUGAUGUGACAUAAUACCUCCGAUUUGUUUUCUCAUGAGUUUUGUAAGAGAGACUAAAAACUUGUUUUACAGUCAUCUCCUCUUUUCAUAUGAUAUUUUUUUGACAUGUUUUGUAGUAAAUUCAUUUAUCUAUUUACUACAAAACAUGUCAAAAUUUACAUGUGAAAACAGGAGAUGACCCUAAAAAUGGUUUUUCGUCUCAUACAACAUUCAAGAAAAAGCUGAUAGGAGGUAUUGUCAAAUAACCGACUAUAUAUCAGAAAUAUAUGUGGCCAUACUAAAUAAUACAUCCUUGAUAAAUAUAAACAUUUUCAUUGGAAAAAAUCUUGUCAUAAUCUUUUUUCAUAAUCAUCACUACGAUGAUGAUUCAUUACAAUUACAUUACAUUACAAUUACAAUUACAAUCUAGUCAUAACUGACCAAUGAGCCAUUUUAAUUUAAUCUAGAUUUUACUGUUCCUUAAAAGGAAGAGCUUACCCCAUAGCGUCUCUUAUCUAAUCUAACAAUAUCGUGCAUUAUUCUAACAUACACAGGCACACAAGCACUAUGCUCUGCUUUUCAGUAUCACCCAUCACUCAAACUAGUUCAAAAGGAUUUGUUCUCUUCAAUCUUCUAGUUUGCCCAGUAGUAUCGAAACGCUGGAUUUCGUGAAUAUUCUCGUACUUAUGAACUUAUGAAGUUGUUGCUCGUGACUUCUUGCCAUCUUCUUGAUGAUUAUAUCUAGGUUCCAUUCCUCACUGUUUGUCAGAUACCAAGGAGCAUCUACAAUAUUUCUCAGUAUUUUGUUCUGGAAUCUUUGUAUAAUUUUUAUAUUACUUGGUCUAGUACCUACACCCCAAUAGUGGGCAUCCAUACAGGUCUUAAUAUUUGUUUAUAAAGUAAUAACUUAUUAUGCAUCGACAAUGUGGAGUUUCUUCCAACUAGCCAAUACACUUUUUAUAUUUUUCUAUUGCCUUUCAUAACCACAAGGCUAUACGUUUCCUUCCUGGUUUUUUUGUAGACCACUUUCAGCUGAUUCUAAAAAAAAAUUAAAAUGAAUAGUAAUUUUUCUAUUCUUUACAAUUAAAAAUCAAAAGAAAUAGGUACUAUUUACAGGAAUAAUAUGCAUAAAUAAUUCGUUUUAUAAAGAAUAAAGAAAAUUGAAAACGGAUUUUAUAAUACUUACAUAAUUUUUUAAACAAAAGAGAUCCAGCCAGAGUAAAACUAACAGACAGAACAGCAAACAAGCCACUAAUUUCCAUUUUCCAAAUAUUCUUUAUCUAUGCAUUUUCCAAUCAGAAAUUUUUAGGUUAUCAUGAAAUGUGUUGACCACGCGACCCUAACAUAGAUACACGCGCGGCAAAUUUGAAAAUGAACGCAAAUUGAAUAGUAAAUGGCCUCUCUUAAAAUAUAGGACAUUGGUAGUAUGUUCGUAGAAUGUCUUGUGGUAACAUUCCACCAAUAAUUUAAUCAGAUGUUGACCGAAUGUUCCUUGAAUGUCCAGGACAUUCAAACAUUAAUAGAACUUUGAUAGUACAUUCCUGGAAUGUUUUGUGUUUUUAGGGUUCUUUGUCCUCUCAGGUUGAUAUUCGAGUGCUUGUCUGCAGACAUAUUAAUUUUCAAAGUUUUCUGCAAAUAUUUGAGCGAAAUUUUUAAAAUUAAAACAGUCUUAUAUCUCCCAAAAUAGUUAUUUUGUUACGAUUUAAAGACAACCUUAUCCAAUGUCUUUUAUAUGUUUUUGGUUUUAAUUUAUUUCUAUUUGUAAUAAAUUGAAUAAUAAAAAAAGCUCCAGCAGCUAUAACCAGAUUAUCUGCUCUGCUUCCAUGGUUAGACGAACGCUGAAAUACAGUGAGCAGAACAUGGGAACGCGGCGAAUAGAAUGAACAGUUCUAAUAACCUGAACAUUUGUUUGUCUGUGACAGCUAAGAAAAUGCUCUAGUCAGUACGCACCUUUAGAACUUUCUAUAGACUCAUCAAACGAGAUUUUUCUCCUUCGUCGAAGGCAGCUGUGUGUAAAGAUUUUAAUGAUUAUUACACUAAUAGUUUGCCAGCAUCACGUUUGUAGUGGAGCAAAAGAACAUAUUUUUCCUAAUCAAAUCUUCAGUUUACAGGACAAUUUGUUGAUUAGUUUUAUGUAAAUUCCUAUGUAUACCUACAAAUUAUUAAAUUUUUUAUUCCUUUAUUCUAGAUGUUUUUAUAAAAAUGAUUUUUUAUAUUUUUUUCUGUAUUUUCACAUACAGAUACAUAUAUAGAGAAGUAUAUAUUUUAAUGCCGUGUAAAAAUUGUAAAUAAUAAAUACAUAUAUUGAAGUGGC
Molecule: messenger RNA, 12165 nt
Organism: Diabrotica virgifera virgifera (western corn rootworm)
Lineage: Eukaryota; Metazoa; Arthropoda; Insecta; Coleoptera; Chrysomelidae
Product: solute carrier family 66 member 2
Exons: 5
Coding region: 124-939 (271 amino acids)
Biological process (GO): retrograde transport, endosome to Golgi; phospholipid translocation
Cellular component (GO): endosome; trans-Golgi network
Source: RefSeq, a predicted model, not a curated record